This is a messenger RNA of Seminavis robusta, 2504 nucleotides long. The record is from the annotation of a GenBank genome assembly. NCBI's taxonomy places the organism in Eukaryota, Bacillariophyta, Bacillariophyceae, Naviculales, Naviculaceae.
UCACGACCGAAGCAAGAUGUCAAAACGAGGCUCUCUGCAUCGACUCAUUCGACUCGUCGAACCAGGGUCGACCCUUCAUGCGCAGCAGACCAGCAGCAGCAAGACAGGACCAUCAUCUUUGACCAGCACAGACAACGCUAUCCAUCACUGGAGACCACUCGAGUAUACGACAACAAGAGACGGCAGGAACAAGAGUCUACGAUAACAAGCAAGGAAGCAAGCAAGGGAUCAAGCCCCAUCACAGGUCGACGGUCUUGUUGGCAGUGAGAAAGAAUCUGCCAUUUCCAUCACAACAAAAUUGAGUGAUUGAUUGAUUGGUUCGAGUUCCGUCAUGGCGACGACCACCAGUCAACAGCAGCAUCGGUAUCAAGACUAUACCGGUCUUCCAGAGAUUUCACAACCACACAACAGCAACAGCGCUACUAGCAACAACCAGUCCGCUCCUUCGCGGCGCCGAGACUAUUUGAUGUCGCAAGCGAACAAGCAUUCGAGUCGACAGACCAUGACGACGGUGGGUUCUUCGUCGAGAGGUUUGUCAGCUGACAGCAGCGGCGUAGACCGUCGGAUCCGUCUCUUGGACGGCAGCAAUGCCAACAGUAACAAUACGAACAACAACAACAACCCGCGACAGCAUGAAGAACGAGAACGACAGCGACGUGCCGAAGAGAACGCUGCCUUUGUCAAGAUGCUGGAAGAAGAGUCUUUCAUGCUGCAAGGAGGAAGACUUCCUCCCAAGAACAACAGCAAGGAUCGUGUCGAUCGAAGCCGCAGCACUGGCAGUGGUGACUACGACCGGUAUCGCGAUGGACGAGGGCCGGCUUUCACCAACAAUUACAACAACACUUUCGCCGCUAGUACUCAGCAAGGUGCCAGACCCGCUCAGCGUUAUUCGCAGAGACAACAGCAGUCUCCGCAACAGCAGGCGUAUCAUCCUCAUCAUCUCUACUCGCCUUAUCAUCACAAGCAUCAAGAAGAAGAAGAAGAGGAAGACGACGAAGCGCUGGAAGACAGACGCAGCAGCCAUCAUGAUCGCGACAUCCCUCUCGAGUUGACAAUUCCCACCAAUCAUCGCAAUCCGCCACAGCAAGAACAACUGCCGCAACAACAGCAAGAGUACAGUCUUAACAUGAAUCUGGAUGACAUGAGAAAUGUUAAUCCAAAUGGUGAAGACCGCCGGCAUCCUGAUCAACUGCGUCUCAUGAAGCGACAGUCCAAGUCACGGUCUCUCUCGCCUGGACACUCGCCCGUUAAUAAUAAUAGGAGACACACUCCUCCUCCUGCUGCUGCUAUUGUCAACGAGCAACAAGAAUUCGAACCGCCUCCCAAUCUCAUGUCGCUAGAAGAGGCCAUUCUGAACUUGGAAAUGGAAGAAAACGGGCAGCUGCCCCCACAACAUCAUACUCCACUACCCCCCAGGAGGGAUUUGCCACACGAAUACGACGCCAUUCUCACGGGAGGCAAGGAUCAUCGUCACGGACAGCCCAGUCCCCAUCGACAGUCGCAUAGACGGGAAGACAAUCGUCAUUACCACCCCUCCCAACAAGAGAUUGUCGCUCACAAUGGCAACCAUUAUCCCCAUCCACAUCAUCCCCCACACCACCACGCUCGUCAUCCUCAUCACCACGAGCAAGGACAACCACGGACUACUUACGACCAACCUCCCGCGCGGUUGCCGGCGGAACCUCCCGCACGGCUGCAGGCUCCCGUGGAGUUUGUCGAGUUCCCCGUCGGCUGGGACGGAAGAGAGAUUGAGACCACACAGGAUGACGAACUACUGGAUCGCGAUGAAGACGAGUACUAUCGUCGACGAGCGGCUCAUCGCUUGCGCGAACAACAGGCGCAGCAACAGUCUCUCCAGUCGUUGCAGUCGCAGUCCCUUCAAUCGCAGUCGAUUCAGUCACAAUCGAGGACAUCCCGGCAAACCCCUCGUCCGGGACCCGUACGUCGCGCGCAAAGUAAUGUCAGCAACGAUUCCUUCUUGGGGGCUGCCGGAGCGGGAGCCAGCGACAUGUAUUCUCAAAAUGUCGCUCUCAGUGGACGACGUGCACCCAUGCAAAUGAUUGAAGUGUCGCCCGGUGUCUCCAUGCCCUUUCGGGGAUCGGAAGAAACUUGGGAAGCCAUUGCGCUGAAUCGCAUUGUCCGAACCGAGUGUUUGGGAUGUUCGAUCCAAUUGUAUUGCGUCGAAGAUGCCGAACUCGUCGUCUGUCCCGAUUGUCAAACCAUGAGUCCAGCUCACAAAACGGAAGACCCUCAAGCCAAACGAACUGGAUUGGGACUUGGCUUUAAAGAAGAGCAGUUGGUCCAAUGGCGUAAUGCUGGACCAUGAACAUGGUCUUUUUAAAAACGGAACGAAACGACGAACUUGGGACGGUGGCCAUCGCCUCGGAUCAACGAAACCAGUAGCAAAGCACACACUUUGUUGUGCUUCUAACAGAGAACGAAUGAAUUCAUAGAGAGAUCUUUUUAGCUGUAUGGCUAGCUUGAAUGGAAUAGCGAAUGCACGU